Messenger RNA from Aspergillus clavatus NRRL 1, 894 nucleotides. RefSeq names its product Mob1/phocein family protein. Gene Ontology annotation, molecular function: protein kinase activator activity. Lineage: Eukaryota; Fungi; Ascomycota; Eurotiomycetes; Eurotiales; Aspergillaceae. The transcript is spliced from 4 exons. Gene Ontology annotation, biological process: cell division; positive regulation of protein phosphorylation; signal transduction. The record is from RefSeq and is a predicted model, not a curated record. Gene Ontology annotation, cellular component: nucleus; cytoplasm. The coding region runs from base 1 to 894 and encodes 297 amino acids.
AUGGCCUCGCUCCUCACCACCAUGUUCGUUCCCUUCCGGCCCUUUACUUCCUCUGUUUCUGCUUUCGCUUCUGCUUCAUCGUCUUCUUCUCCUUCUGCUGCCUCGUCUGCCCCUCCAUCUCACCCAUCCCCCGCUCUCGCCCCGUCUGUCUCAUGCAGCACCAUCAACACGUACCGGAGCCCAGUCGCUGAGCCCCCCUCCUAUCUGUCCCCCGCUGUUUCCGCACUGAAGCAGAAUCUCUGUAGACUAACACCUCCCAGCAAUGCGCGCACAAGGGCGCCGUUCAAGCCACGGUCGGCGGCCAAGGGCACAAGCAGUUACCAGCUGAGACAGUUCGCGGAGGCGACCUUGGGUAGCGGGAGCUUGCGCAAGGCCGUGAAGUUACCUGAGGGAGAGGAUGUGAAUGAGUGGCUUGCGGUCAAUGUGGUGGACUUUUACAACCAGAUCAAUCUUCUCUACGGCGCCAUCACAGAGUUCUGCUCCCCGCAGUCAUGCCCCGAGAUGAAAGCGACAGACGAGUUCGAGUAUCUUUGGCAGGACUCGGAGAAUUUCAAGCGACCGACCAAGAUGUCCGCGCCGGAAUACAUUGAGCAUCUGAUGAGCUGGGUUCAGAGCAAUAUCGAUAACGAGCAGAUGUUUCCAAGCAGGCUUGGUGUUCCAUUUCCCAAGGCAUUCUCCAGCUUGAUACGCCAGAUCUUCAAAAGACUUUAUCGGGUCUAUGCGCACAUAUACUGUCACCACUACCCUGUCGUUGUGCACUUGGGACUCGAACCCCAUCUCAAUACCAGCUUCAAACAUUAUGUUUUAUUCGUUGAUGAGCACCGGUUGGCGACUGGGAAGGAUUAUUGGGGACCUCUGGGAGAACUCGUCGAUAGCAUGCUGCGGAGCGACUAA